GCCCCUUUGUAGAGGAAGUUUGGCAGCAGUCAGCAGGAGUGUUGCAGUCAUGCCUCUGCUCAUUGACAGCCGGAGGCUGGACGUCAGCCUGCCCGCCGCCCAGAUACUACAGACGUGCCCUGAGCUUGAGGAACGAGCAAGAAACUUAAAAAGCCAACCCACCCAGAUCGUCGGGCCCCAUGGGUUUUUGUAUGUGCAGCAACGAGAACUGGCAGCAACCACGCCACACGACCGUUCAAUUUCCAUUCUCGGGUCAGAAGAUGCAACUACUUGUCACAUCAUUGUCCUUAGACACACAGGAAGUGGGGCCACCUGUUUAGCACACUGCGAUGGAUCGGACUCUGAAAACGAGGUGGCAGCCAUUAUCCAAGCUGUAAAGUCACUAACAAAGACCACUGAAGGAAGGCUAGAACUGCACAUGGUUGGAGGGUUCAAUGAUCAGCGCCAAUUGUCACUGAAACUGUCCCGUCAGCUUCUUAAAGUGUUUCAUCAGCAAGCAGAGGAUGUACAUCUAGUCACACUUUGUGUCACAGAUAUAAAUGACAAGAAAGAGAAUGGUAUUCACCUUCCAGUUAUUUAUGGAAUAGCAGUAAAUGUUAAGACGGGAGAAAUUUUCAAAGCAAAAUUUCAGGACCGGCAGCCCGAUGAGGAUUUGCGCUCUGCAUACAUUAUGACUGGAGGACAUAUGGUAAAUGUUUAUGAUGCAGAAACGGAGCAGCUAAACAUUGGGCCAUAUUCCUGGCUACCUUUCCCAAACAUUGAAUUUUGGCUGAGUCAGGAGGACAAGCAGAUACUGGACUGCUUUUCCACUUCUCCACAGGCAGAACCUCCCUAUUUUGUCCAGCAUAUGAAAUCUUCACUCCAGUAUCUGAAGAACAAUCCACAUCCUCAAGUAUCUGUAUUUCCUAAUAAAACCCCCCGCUCCUAUAAGAAAAAAGCAGAUGGGCAAUGGGAAAGGAUCCAAAACUGAUAACUGUUUCACAGGAUUCGAGAUAGGGUUUUUUUUUUUUUUUCAUUCUGGAAACUGUGCCAUUCUUUUCCAUGGGCUGUCUUUGGUAUUGGAGCUCAGAUCAGAAAGAAAGAAAAAGCAGACCCUUCUAAUCUUCUACCACCCCUUUCUUUCCUAUGUAUCAGUAGCUCCUUUCUGAUCCCUAUGGACCAUGGUCUUUUAUGUCUAUGCAAUUUCAUUAUUUCCAGUGCAAGAAAGAAACAAAUGACCAAAACGGCUUGAUAACUGUAUACUUUUUAUAUUUCAUUUGAUUUGCAGAACUUACUAGAACUUGUUUAUUAAUGUGGAGGUAUACAAUUUUAAGACUGUCCAAAACAUAUUCAUUUUAAAGAGCAUCUGUCAGCAGAUUUGUUCCUAUUAAACUGGCUGACCUGUUGAAGUCACCUGUGUUGGUCCCAUGUUCAUAUAUCCACAUUGCUGAGCAAAAUGAUGUUUAAUUUUAUGGAAAUGAGCCUCUAGGAGCAACUGGGGGAGGGGUGCAGUUACAACUAGAGGCUCAGCUCUCUCUGCAACUACUGCGCCUCCUGCACUUUGCCAGAACCAGGUGCUAUGACGUUUACACUGCCUGGCCCUGGCAAUCAAAGUGCAGAGGGCGCAGCAGUUGCAGAGAGAGCAGAGCCUCUAGGUGUAAUGACAACACCCCCAUUGCUCCUACAGGCUCAUUUGCAUAUAUUAAAACUUAUUUUUUUCCAGCAAUGCGGUCAUAUAUGAACAUGGGACCAACACAGAUGCCUUCAGCUGCCAACUGCACAUGCAAUAGGUCAGGGGUUGUUGGAAUCGAAUGAAACUUUCUAUUUAUGAAUGUAAUGAUGAUAUAUGGAAGUGGUCACAAUCUUAUGGGGAAAGGAUACAUUUAUUUGGAAAACUGUAUAAUUGAAAGGAGGCUCUUAGGACCCUGUUGGCCACCUCUGGUCUGGCUACAAAAUGAGAUAUGGUUGGACAUGGACGUAUACAGGUUCUGUAUGGUAUCCUGCAGAACAUUUGCCCACAGAUGUUGUAGCUGGACCUGUAGAUCCUGCACACUGGUAGGUUACCAAAGCUGGCGUCCCAACUGCUUCCAUAAAUGCUUGACUGGCGAUAAAUCUGCAGACCAGACCGGCCAAGAAAGUGUUGCAAUCUGUGAGAGACAUUGCUGGGAGACCUUUGGUGUGUGUGCGAGCAUUAUCCUGAUGAAAAAUGCCCUGCCAUGGAAUUUCUGGAUGGGUGUUAUUUUUUUACAAUGAGUGUAUAAUCUGAAGUUCAAUAGCUGUGUAAAUACAUUCAGUUACCAUAGUUCCUGUAUUAUACGCUAGAGCUGCAUUCAAAGUUCUGUGGUCUUACUUAUAGUCCGUGGUAGCAGAAUCCAUAACAGAAUUCUUAGACAACCCAAACCUUGUAUGCCGAACUUGAAAACACAAAUUCGCUCAACCAGUUGGGG
Molecule: messenger RNA, 2426 nt
Organism: Bufo gargarizans (Asiatic toad)
Lineage: Eukaryota; Metazoa; Chordata; Amphibia; Anura; Bufonidae
Gene: NTAN1
Product: N-terminal asparagine amidase
Exons: 10
Coding region: 50-970 (306 amino acids)
Biological process (GO): ubiquitin-dependent protein catabolic process
Cellular component (GO): nucleus
Molecular function (GO): protein-N-terminal asparagine amidohydrolase activity
Source: RefSeq, a predicted model, not a curated record